Lytechinus variegatus (green sea urchin) is the source of this 2947-nucleotide messenger RNA. RefSeq names its product CDC42 small effector protein 2-like. Gene Ontology annotation, cellular component: plasma membrane. Gene Ontology annotation, molecular function: small GTPase binding. The record is from RefSeq and is a predicted model, not a curated record. The transcript has 5 exons. Gene Ontology annotation, biological process: regulation of Rho protein signal transduction. Lineage: Eukaryota; Metazoa; Echinodermata; Echinoidea; Temnopleuroida; Toxopneustidae. The coding region runs from base 737 to 1015 and encodes 92 amino acids.
GAGCAAUAACAGGACACAGUCAUUAUCGACCCCAGUAGCUGACAAGCUCACUUGCUGUCUGUCUGUCUAGCAACUAUUUCUAGACAAUUACAAAAUUGAUCAUUUUAGUUGAAAUCUUUCUGAACAGUGUGCAGUAUUACUUGUUCUGCGUGACUGACAUACAUGUACAUGUCAACUAUAUUUUGCAAGGUGACGAUUUCUCAAAUUAAAAGUGUUUUAUAACAUUUUUCUUAAAAUCUUCUAAAUCUGCGUACACAUGCAUGUAUAGAGUUUUACUGUGUACUAAAAGUUAGCGACCCCUGUUUGGUACAGAGUCUCUCCCUACUUCCUGAGUAUAGGAGUGAGAAGUGAUUCUUUCACAGCGGAAGGACGUUCAUGUGUUGAGCACCAUAGAGAAUGGAUUGAUUCAUAUUGUAGAUCAGUUUGCGAGUUGUUUCUUGUGAGAUGCAGCAUACUGUAAGAGUGAUAUCUGAACCUGAACUACAUGCACAUGUAUAGGAUUACGUUGGAUUAUUGUGCAAGUAAAGACUGAUCUAUUGAGGUCAGGAAACAGCUUGUUAUCACUUCCAUUGACAGGACAACUUAGAUCUUACUGGAGCUGGAGAUAAUUUUAAAGAAUAAAAACCUAAAGAGAGGUAAUAACAGUGAAAAGGAGAAGGAAAGAAGAAAAAGAUAUUACAAGUCGCUUGAACACUGGGACAAGCAGAGUGCAAAAGUGGCGAAACGAAAGACAGUCAUGAGCGACAUGUUGGUGUGUUUUACCUGCUGUAUACCCGAACAGCCCCCUCCGAGGAGGCGGAAGAUUGACAGGAGUAUGAUAGGCCUUCCAACAAAUUUCACUCACACUGGGCACAUAGGCUCAGGUGACAUGGCACCAGGAACAGAAAAUAAUCAUUUAAACUCAAUCCAAGUACAAAUGUCAUCGAAAGGUGGUUAUGAACAUCUAUCCCCCAUAGCUGUCGACAGAAAACUAAUAGAUGUUCAAAGAUCAGCAGCAGAUACAACAGAAGAGUGAUGCAAUAUGCACAUCAUAGGACACCUUUAUAUACCUGUACAGUUCGUAUCCUGAAUGGUCUGGUAAAGGCCAAAACUGACUGAGCACUAUUUUUUAAAAUUUGGGAGAGAGCGAGAGAGAGAAGAAUUAUAUAUUACAGCAAUCAAGAUGGUAGAAAAAUUUCUUUAACUUUAUUUUCAUAUUAUUGGUGAUACUGAGAAAUCAUGAAGAGCAACAGAAAUCAAAGUGUGUGUGUGUGUGUGUAAAUAUCUAAAGAAUGAAAUGACUUUCUGUAUCAUUGCUGAAUUCUUGGAAGCAUACGCAAUCAGAGACAAUAGAGGAGUGUAAUUCAGGAUGAUGUGUGUGGAAUUCAUUCAGGAAAUCCAUGAUGGACUUGGAAACCUACCUUGUCAAGCAUCAAGUGGAAUGCUUCCAGCGAUGAUCUGUAUGGAGCCUUUUGACUUCACCUUUUUGGAAAGUGCAUCGAUAUGAUUUUUUUUAAUCUGUGAGCACCUGCCAUUUUGAAGUUGGAACUACCCAUAGUAUAAGAGCAAAGUUGAACAUGAGGCUCACUUGAAACAUCAAAAGUACCAGCAAUAUUGAACUGAACGCAUGUGAUAACAUCAUUCGUUUUUACACAGGAAAUCAAAGUAAAGGUUAUUAACAUAAGACAAAACCAUUAUAUAGAUAUUGCUCUACUUUUAGUCAUCAGGAUAUACAUUGUAAAAUAUAAAACGUAAAUGCCAUGAACAAUGUGUUUCACUGGUAUUGCUGGAAGAAUGUAUGUUUGGAGCGUGAAUAACAUUAACUCAUAAUCCAAAUCCAUCAGGCUUUCAACUAGUUGGUAGAGUCUAAUGAUGGAUAUAAUAUGUAAUGUUUUAUUGGAAACUGGUGGUUAAGUCAUUCUGUCAAUGCUCUGAAUUUUUCUAAAGCUGAUAAAUAUCUUUAAAUUUGUAUUUCUAGCAUACUCCAGCUAUGGCUAACAAUUUGCAUGUUGAAUAUUGAGACAGGAUUUAUAUCAACCACAAAAAGGAUAUAAGGUUAUUAUAAAUUGGUUUAUUGAUUAGCUUAACCUUAUUAAACUGGAGGGGGGGUCACUUUCCUCGACAAAUUUCACCGCUAUGCCGCCACACAAAAUUUUUUGACCGCGCCACUCACUGAUUUGUUACUUUUACGUCUUGUGCAUUUUUUUAGACCAAAUUUGUGAUGCCCGGGUAUGUGGUUACGAAAUUACACAAUAUUUUGUAAGUGCAUAUUGGUCCCAAAAUUGCUUUAAAAAAACGUGAUUAUGUGUUUGAGGUCAAAGCAAAUUGUGUUUGAGGUCAAAGCAAAUUGUGUUUUCAACCAAAAAUUGUAAAUUUAUGAUUAUUUUCACUUAUGUUGGUUUAGAUGGAUUUAUUUUAUCUUGUUUAUGAUCACAAAAGGGUCCCGGACAAAGUUCAUCGAAAAAACAAUAAAAACAAAGGUUUGAAAAAACAAAGAAAUACAUAACAAUUAAAAAACAAUAAGAUACAAAAGAAAUUAAUUAUUUUUCUGCAAUUUUUUUUGUAGAUUUUUGUUAGAAAUGUGUAGAUUUAUGUUCACCAAAAAUUAGCAUUCUACUAGCUAUAUUAAGUGAGUUAAAGAUAAUAACAUACACAAUAAACCAAAAUAAGGGCAAAUUGCAUAUGCUUAUUUGAAUAAUGAAUUGAAAAAUUAUAAGCAAUUAAUUUUUUGAAAAUUGUACUAUACAUUCUUGUAGUUUACAUCCGACUCUAAACGCAUGCUAAUAUUUGCGGCGAUCGCGCUAUCAGUGGCCGAGAUCUGAGGGGUGGUCAAAUUGACCCCCCCCCAUGGAAAGAACUGUAUUGUGGUUUGUUUCUCAAUGAAUAUACCUUUGUAAUAGCAAUAAGAUUAAUAUUAAAUGGCCCAAUUUGUGUUAUGUCAUUUGAUACAUAGAAAUUCAAUAUUCAA